AUGGACUUCAAUAGCCUCAACAUCAACGACCGCAAGAUCAUUGUCGGCAUCGACUUCGGUACGACCUACUCCGGCGUAGCCUGGGCCGAGACACAGCGCCCGGACCGCCGGGUAGCCAUCACUGUCUGGCCCAUUUCCAAGUCUACGCGCGAAGGGGAGUCAUCAGACAAGGUUCCAACCAAACUGCGCUACAAUGGGAACCAACCAGAAUGGGGUUUUUCCAUCCCAGUGAAUGCGCCCACGGAUGAGGUCAUAGAGUGGUUUAAACUUGAUCUCGACCCUUCCCUCCAAUCCAUGGGCACCGCUGUUAGCAGCGCCGCUGCACGGGGCGGGCGCAACGUGGACAAGCUUGUCACAGACUACUUGUCUGCCUUAGGAGAGCACCUAACGUACACCCUGCGAGAGAAGCUCGGCGAGGGCGUUGUGAAGAACACGGCCCUCGAGUUUGUCGUCACUGUCCCGGCCAUAUGGAGUGACUUGGCCAAGGACAAGACAAAGCAGGCCUGUCAGAAGGCGGUUGAGGGAUUGUCGACCACCAAGGCACACAUCCAUCUGAUCUCAGAGCCCGAGGCCGCUGCGAUCUACGCCUUGCAUGGGUUAGACCCGCAUGGCUUGCAGGCAAACGAUAGCUUCGUUAUUUGCGAUGCCGGGGGCGGUACCGUCGACCUCAUCUCUUACACCAUUACCAGCCUCAAACCGAUCCUCGAAGUCCAAGAGGCGACCCCAGGUACCGGUGCAUUGUGUGGGUCCACGUUCCUCAACAUGCGAUUUGCCAAGUUCCUCAAGGCCAAGCUGGGCAAGGUCGACGGAUUUGACGAUGAAGUCCUGGCCGAUGCGAUGGAACGGUUCGAGAAAUCCGUGAAGCGUCAAUUCACACUGAGCGCUCGUGACGACGAGACAUACACCAUUCCAGUGGGGGGUCUUGCGAAUAACAAGGAACUUGGAAUCAGCCGUGGGCGGUAUGCUCUUAAGGCCUCCGAUCUCCGUGUGAUCUUCGAACCAGUGGUACAAGAAGUUGUCAAGCUGGUCAAAGACCAAAUCACCACCUCCAAGGUUCCCAUUAAGGCGGUCCUCCUUGUCGGGGGCUUUGGAGCCUCAAACUAUCUCAAAGAGCGUAUCCGCGGCGCCCUUGACGACGCAUCUAUCCAAAUCAUGCAACCUCCGAACGCCUGGCUUGCCGUUGUCCAUGGCGCCGUGAUGAAGGGCCUCGCCCUCAGUGCACCUGAGCAGCUCACCGCCGUCCGUGUGCAGAAUCGGCGUGCCCGAAAACAUUAUGGGACGGAAUGGCGGGUGCGGUACGAUGAAAAGCUGCACUCUCAUCUGAGGGAGAAGAAGCACUGGUGCGGACUGGACGGAUGUUGGAAGGUGUACACGAUGGAGUGGUUCAUCCGACGAGGCGAUGCAGUGUCGGAGAAUGAACCGUUUUUUACCAGUUUCGUGUGGACCGGUCCCGUAUCGCAAGGGAGGAUAAAAAAAAUCAAGAUGGAUAUCUAUGCAGAUCGGACGGCGCGAGAUGCACCGCUGGCGAGGAAUGGGAAUGUCGCCAUGCUGUGCCAUGUUGAAGCGGAUGUGGGGCACAUCCCGGAGAGUUCGCUGCAAAGGCGAAAGGGGAAUGAUGGGCAGUUGUACUACGAAUUAAACUGCAAGAUUGAGGCAGUUUAUCUGUCGGCGUCCACGCAGUACACACUGGUGUACAACGGCCAACGGUACAACUCGGUCACGGCUGAGUAUGUGUGA
Dichotomopilus funicola is the source of this 1737-nucleotide messenger RNA. RefSeq names its product chaperone protein DnaK. The transcript has 5 exons. Gene Ontology annotation, molecular function: ATP-dependent protein folding chaperone; ATP binding. The coding region runs from base 1 to 1737 and encodes 578 amino acids. The record is from RefSeq and is a predicted model, not a curated record. NCBI's taxonomy places the organism in Eukaryota, Fungi, Ascomycota, Sordariomycetes, Sordariales, Chaetomiaceae.